Molecule: messenger RNA, 847 nt
Organism: Schizophyllum commune H4-8
Lineage: Eukaryota; Fungi; Basidiomycota; Agaricomycetes; Agaricales; Schizophyllaceae
Product: MSF1-domain-containing protein
Exons: 3
Coding region: 100-651 (183 amino acids)
Biological process (GO): phospholipid transport
Cellular component (GO): mitochondrial intermembrane space
Molecular function (GO): phosphatidic acid transfer activity
Source: RefSeq, a predicted model, not a curated record
CGUCACUCGCUCCGCCGUUGCCGAAAGUUGACGAAGCACACGACCGGCGCAUCCUCUUUCUCUACUUUAUACCAUCAUCGACCUAUAAUUCGUCCGAUAAUGCACUUCUUCUCGCAGAACUUCGACUACGAGCAUCCUUGGGCCCAUGUCAUUAUUGGGAUGUGGCACAAGUACCCCAACCAACACUGCUCGCAUGUUGUGAGCGUAGACGUUCUCGAUCGCUCAGUGGACCCGGAGACGGGCAUCAUUCGGACGGAGCGGAUACUGGGAUGCAAGCAGAAGGCACCUGCAUGGGUUGUACGGCUGUUUGGCGGGUCAGAAGACGCGUUCGUGCGGGAGAUAUCGUUCGUCGACCCCGCAACACAGAACGCGACGAUCACCUCCGUAAACCUCUCGCUCUCUCAAUUCGCCACCUGCUACGAGCGGAUACGAUACUCGCCAAACUUCGCGCAGCCCAAUCACACUCUCUUCAAGCAGACGGCAGAAGUUCAGGCGCGCAUGACCAUCUGGCGCUCCGCUGCGGAUGGGUUGGAGAGGUGGCUUGUGCAGCGCUUCGAGCAGAAUGCGCAUCUCGGCAAAGCUGGAUUCACGGACGUAUUGCGGCGGUUGUGGGAGGAGCGCGAACAGCUGCAAAUGCAGGCGGCUCGCUAAAGCGUGUCGCGCUGGAGGAGUUGCCUGCUUGCUUCUUGGAUCAUCCCCCUGCUGUUACCCUGCGCCUUUACAUAGACGACCCCCGCAUACGUUAUCACGACCUUCAUUUAUUGCACUAACCAUUGGGUAGAAAAGACAGGCAUACUGUCGAGUAGAGGAUAGCUGUCACAUGGAAUCGAAGUGUUUCUCAACUUCA